This is a messenger RNA of Silurus meridionalis, 3559 nucleotides long. It is a transcript of the gene dvl2, whose product is annotated as dishevelled segment polarity protein 2. The coding region runs from base 44 to 2284 and encodes 746 amino acids. Lineage: Eukaryota; Metazoa; Chordata; Actinopteri; Siluriformes; Siluridae. The transcript has 15 exons. The record is from RefSeq and is a predicted model, not a curated record. Gene Ontology annotation, biological process: intracellular signal transduction; canonical Wnt signaling pathway. Gene Ontology annotation, cellular component: cytosol. Gene Ontology annotation, molecular function: frizzled binding.
ACUUCUGGGAACAAGAGGGGGGAGAAAAAAGUGGCUGGAGAAAAUGGCAGAAACCAAAAUAAUUUAUCACAUCGACGAAGAGGAGACGCCGUACCUGGUGAAGAUUCCCAUCGCGGCGGAAAAAAUCACUUUGCUGGAUUUCAAGCAAGUGCUGAACAAACCAAACUACAAAUUCUUCUUCAAGUCUAUGGACCAGGACUUCGGAGUGGUCAAGGAAGAGAUUUCUGAUGACAACGCUAAGCUGCCCUGCUUUAAUGGACGAGUGGUUUCCUGGCUUGUGUCCUCAGAUGUUCCUGCAGCAGAACCUGCACCACCUCCAGUGGAGGUCCUUGCUCAACCAUCACCUCCUCCUCCCCCUCUUCCACCUCCUCCAGUUGAGAGGACUGGGGGAAUUGGUGACUCAAGACCUCCCUCGUUUCAUCCGAACGCUGCAGGCAGUGUGGAGACGCUGGAUGAACAGACAGAGACAGAGUCUGUCGUGUCCUUCAGGAGAGAGAGGCCUCGCCACAGAGAGAGCAUGGAGCACGGGUCACGUAUGAACGGCCAGUCACGUUUGGAAAGGCACUUGGCAGGUUAUGAAAGUGCCACCACAGUGAUGAGCAGUGAACUGGAGACAACCAGCUUCUGUGAUUCUGAUGAUGAUGACACCAUGAGCAGGUUUAGUAGUUCAACAGAACAGAGCACUGCCUCUAGGCUGCUAAAGCGACACCGCAGACGCAGGAAACAGCGUCCUCCAAGGCUGGAGAGGGCAUCAUCUUUCAGUAGUGUGACAGACUCAACUAUGUCACUGAACAUCAUCACAGUCACUCUAAACAUGGAGAAGUAUAAUUUCCUGGGCAUCAGUAUUGUGGGCCAGAGCAACGAGAGAGGCGAUGGCGGCAUCUACAUUGGCUCUAUAAUGAAAGGAGGAGCAGUGGCUGCCGAUGGGCGAAUCGAGCCGGGUGACAUGCUGCUUCAGGUGAAUGAUAUUAAUUUUGAGAACAUGAGCAAUGACGAUGCGGUCAGGGUACUACGGGAGAUUGUGCACAAACCAGGACCAAUCACUCUUACAGUAGCUAAAUGCUGGGACCCCUCACCUCAAGGCUACUUCACACUUCCACGUAAUGAGCCUAUCAGACCUAUAGACCCUGCGGCCUGGGUCACGCAUUCGGUAGCCAUGACGGGAGUGUACCCACCUUACCCAGGCAGUACAAUCACCUCCAGCUCAUCUGUCACUGAAACUGAACGUUUUGAUGAGUUUAACCUGUCUCUUCACUCUGAUAUGGCAUCUGUGGCAAAAGCUAUGGCCUCUCCUGAAUCAGGUCUAGAAGUGAGAGACAGGAUGUGGCUAAAGAUCACUAUCCCUAAUGCAUUCCUGGGCUCGGACGUGGUGGAGUGGCUCUACCAUCACAUAGAAGGCUUUCAGGAUCGCCGAGAGGCCCGUAAAUAUGCCAGUAAUCUCCUGAAGGCUGGUUUUAUUAGACAUACUGUCAAUAAGAUCACUUUCUCAGAGCAGUGCUACUAUAUCUUUGGAGACUUCAGCGACUGUGAGAACUACAUGGCAAAUCUGUCCCUUAAUGAUAAUGAUGGUUCCAGUGGAGCUUCAGACCAAGACACACUUGCCCCUCUCCCAUUACCAGGGGCGACACCAUGGCCCCUGCUUCACUCUUUCCCAUACCAGUACCCUCACCCAUACUCGAGUCAGCCACCUCCAUACCAUGAGCUCUCUAGCUACAGUUAUGCCCCUGGCAGCACGGGUAGCCAGCACAGUGAGGGGAGUCGGAGCAGUGGCUCCACUCGAAGUGAAGGUGAGAGAAGGAGGGGCAGUAAGAGUGGCAGCACCGUGGCUGGCAGCACACGUGACGACAAAUCUCCCAAUGGGGGUGGAGCUGACUCACGUUCAGGCAGUGGCAGUGAAUCUGAAUACUCGGUGCGUAGCAGUCUAAGGAGGGACCAUGGCUCAGCCACGCCAAGUGAGCACAGUCAUGCCAGUCAGCGUUCACAUCAUCGGGCACCUCCGCCUCACCUCUCUCCAUACCCACCUGGCAUUCCGAUUCCAUACAAUCCCAUGAUGGUAAUGAUGGUACCACAGCACCCACAUCCACACCCAGCGCUGGGAGCUCAUCCACAGACAGCUGGAACACCGAUACACCCAGGUCUGCCUCCACCCAACAAUCCUGGAGGACCUCCUGGAGCUCCACCUACACGUGACCUGGCCUCUGUUCCACCUGAGCUCACAGCCUCCAGGCAGUCUUUCCACCUGGCCAUGGGAAACCCUAGCGAGUUUUUUGUGGAUGUCAUGUAGCAAAAGUUAUCACAGGAUAAGUGUCUCUGUGUGUGGCAUGGAUGAGUGAACCAGUGAGUGAUUGAGUGAAUGAAUGAAACCUCUAUGUGACUUAAUCAUAUGAUAACUGUGAGCCUCAUUCAGAAAGCGACUGAGAUGUAACACUUGGUAUUGCUGCAGGAUAGCUCUUUAUAUUUGGCAUCUAUCCUCGCCGGCAGGAACAGGGUUUCUGUAUAAAGCUGGACGUCUUGCACAACUCAGAUUUAGCACAUUGAGUAAUUUUAAAGUUAGUUCAGUCUCACCAACAGAAUACAACAGGGUCUGGCCUCCCUAACUGUGCUGUUUUUUUUUUUUUCCUCUCCAAACAUUUCCUGACACUUUUUUCUUGCAAAUUGUAUGAAAUUAUGCAGGAAGCACUAUACUCCGAUUAACAUAGGAAAAUCUCUGAGGCCUCUUUAUAUCCUAUGAAAAUAUUUGCCUUGGCAAAACUCAUCCUGCCCAAACGCUAGUUCUUUUGAUCUCUAAAAAUGUUGCAGUUUUGUAUUUUCGUUAUGAAAAUUCAAGUUUUCCAUUAGAUACUUUUUUUUUUUUUACAGAAAAACUAAGUGAACAGACACUUUAACUAGUUUUUUUUUUUUUUUUACAGAAAAAAAUAGCAACUUUUUAAAGGAUUUUGGAUGUUUUUGACAAGGCAGCUAGAAAGUGGUGUUACUAAGUUGUAUUUUCUCAAAUCGUUGCAAUCUUGAGCUUUCACAGCUGAAAUGUUAAAACAUAAGGGGAAGCUUUCUAAUAUUAUGGCAACUAGUACUGAACAUGUGUUCUUUACAGUACAUCUUUACUGUGUGUAAAAUGCAUUGCUAAAUGACUAAACUAAUGUGAGACAGGGUUUGACUAGGAUUUUAAACCGUUUUUAUGGUAAUUUACUCUGGUACUGUGGACUAAAGUUGACUGAAGAAUAAUCAUGGUCAGAAAUGUUUACCAUCAAACACAGCUGCAUAUGUGGGCAGAGUAGAGUUGCGGUACAGACAGUGGUACUACGAUAGGGAGCAGAAAAUGCCAAAAAUGGUACUUAUGCUGGGUAGAUCAGCCAGUUUUAUAAUCCACAUAUUUCACAUUUCUACUCAUUUUUUGUUAGUAGAUUGACAAGCAUAAUCGUUUUUGUAUGAAUGAAUAUAUGGAUAUAAUCAAAGCAUACAGGUGCUAAAUGAAGAUUGAACAGAACAGUGCCACUUUUGGUGCCAUGUUGUUUGUUGUCACUUUUGUGUUUCUUACUCAAAAUAAAUUUGUAAUAGAAGA